GAUCGCUUAAAUCUACUUCAAGAAAUCGGUCUAAUUUUUAAAGUGAACAAGAUGCGUGCGGGGCUAUCAGCACUAAUACUACUAUGCCUAUGCGUGAAAUAUGGCACAACAAAUACAACAACAGCACUGCCGACAAAAAGGCGACCUAAUAUAAUAAUUAUAAUGGCCGAUGACAUGGGCUUUGACGAUGUGAGUUUUCGUGGCGGGCGCGAAUUUCUAACUCCCAACAUUGAUGCUUUGGCCUAUCAUGGAAGAGUGCUGGAUCGUCUGUAUGGCCCGGCCAUUUGCACACCCUCGCGUAGCGCACUUCUGAGUGGGAAAUACCCAAUACACACAGGAACCCAGCAUUUUGUAAUUAGCAAUAACUAACCUUGGGCGCUGCCCACAAACAUAACAACUAUGUCUGAAAUAUUUCAAGAAGCCGGUUACUCUACGAAUUUGAUUGGAAAGUGGCAUUUGGGUUUCUCACGUUCCGAAUACACGCCCACACAUCGUGGAUUUGACUAUCAUUAUGGCUAUUGGGGCGGCUUUAUAGACUACUAUCAAAGGCGUGCUCAAAUGCCAAAAAUCAACUCCAGUCUGGGCUACGACUUUAGACGCAACAUGCAGCUGGAGUGCUCGGAUCUGGGUGUGUACGUAACCGAUUUGCUGACAAAUGAAGCGGAGCGCAUCAUCUCUAACCACAGGGGCCAGGAGAAGCCACUCUUCAUGAUUUUAAGUCAUUUAGCGCCGCAUUCGGGCAACAAGGAAGAUCCUCUACAAGCUCCCGAGGAAGAGCUUCGAAAAUUUGCCUACAUCAAAGAUCCCAGUCGACGGAAAUAUGCGGCCAUGGUCUCUCGGCUAGAUCAGAGUGUGGGUCGCGUUAUCAGCACUUUGGCCAGCACUGCUCAACUGGAGAAUAGUAUUGUGAUCUUCUACUCGGACAAUGGAGCACCAACUGUGGGCCUAUUUUCAAACAGCGGUUCCAAUUGGCCAUUACGUGGUCAAAAGAAUACGCCCUGGGAGGGUGGGGUACGUUUGACAGGCGCCAUUUGGAGUCCCUUGUUUGAAGCACGUGGCAGCAUCUUUAGACAACCAAUAUAUGUGGCUGACUGGCUUCCCACAUUGGCGCAUGCGACAGGCAUUACACUCCCGGAGUCUCUUCAAUUGGACGGAAUUAAUUUGUGGCCACAGUUGGCGGGACCCAGCGACUCUCCACAUGUGCCGCGUGAAAUCCUUCAUAGCCUGGACGAUGUGUGGCAUGUAAGUUCGUUGCUGCUGGGCCAGUGGAAGUAUGUUAAUGGCACCACAUCGGCUGGCCAAUACGAUCAAGUGUUAAGUUAUCGCGAGACAUACGAUCUAGAUCCGCGAGAUCGUCGCUAUGUGGUGGAAGUUAGGAAUUCUGUUACUUCGCGGUCGUUGGCGCCAUUCGACAUCCAACGCUUAACGCAGAGACGUGUAGAAAGUCUAAGGAGAGAGGCGACUGUCCAUUGCCCCGAUAUGCAGCGCGGAUGCAAUGCUUUGUUGGAGGAGUGUCUAUACGAUGUAACCGCCGAUCCCUGUGAACGUAACAACUUAGCCUACUCCGAGCCACAUCGGGAGAUUCUACAUGCAUUGCGAGAACGAGUGCAAGAACUACGAUCAAGUGCGUUACCUUAUAGAAAUCUUCCCGGCAUUCCCCAGGCCGAUCCAGGUUGGCACGAGUGUAGUUGGACCAACUUUGAGAAUCAGAACAAGAGCACGGUACGCCUAGAGUGUGAUUAUCAAAGUCUGCCGCCAUGCCGGAUAUAGCCUGAGCAUAGCCCCAAGAUCAUAUUUCCAAUAGACUGCAAUGUCUUGCAAUGGAAAGCAAUCAAAUCUUUAAACUGAUUCCGAAAAUUAAUGUAAGCUUUAAAAAAUAAAUUAAAUUACACAAGAGAAAAAUUUCUUAAGCUAUAAAACUUGUCAACCGAAUUAUAUAAAAAAAAACAGCUUUAAAAAAAUAAAUCGAUCCAUAUACGUUA
Messenger RNA from Scaptodrosophila lebanonensis, 1982 nucleotides. Its product is annotated as arylsulfatase B. The record is from RefSeq and is a predicted model, not a curated record. The transcript has 6 exons. Lineage: Eukaryota; Metazoa; Arthropoda; Insecta; Diptera; Drosophilidae.